Molecule: messenger RNA, 1890 nt
Organism: Trypanosoma cruzi
Lineage: Eukaryota; Euglenozoa; Kinetoplastea; Trypanosomatida; Trypanosomatidae
Product: folate/pteridine transporter, putative
Exons: 1
Coding region: 1-1890 (629 amino acids)
Cellular component (GO): membrane
Source: RefSeq, a predicted model, not a curated record
AUGGCAACAGACGACAGCGCUCCCCCUCGUAUUAUGUCGGCGGAGGAAACGGUGCCGGCGCGUUCCGUGCACGUCGAUGCGAGGGCGCUAUUCAGCGCUCUGCCGUGCCUGCGCCGUGCACCUAUUUUUGGCACCAGCGUGGAGGCCUUCGGACCAAAGUGCGUGCUGUCCAUGGGAUUGUCAGAGUUUCUCUGCAAGGGACUCGCCGACUACCUCAUCCGUUUCUCAUUGUUCCCCAUGUUCAGGCGACGCUACGGUGUUGACGCCAUGACUUACCAGCGCAUGGCCAAUUUGGCAUUUAUGGGCUGGUCGAUGAAGCCGAUCACCGCCAUGUUCAGCGACAUCUUCAGCUUCUUUGGGUACACGAAGCGCUGGUACCUGGCCGUCUCGUGCGUGGUCGGUGCCGCCUUUGCGCUUGCCUUCGCGCUACUGCCACCCGCGAAAGCCAGCGCGGCGCCGGCAGCGGCGUUUGUCUUCCUGACCAGCUUCACCAAGGCAAACGUGGACAUCCUGACGCAGGGCCACUACAGCCGCCUGAUACGCCGCAUUCCUCUCGCUGGCUCGUCGCUGGUGAGUUGGGUGUGGUGGUGGGUGCUCCUGGGCUCCCUUGUCGCCUCCGUCAUUGCCGGGCCCCUCGCCGACGCCAGUCUGGAGUGGAUCGGCGUGAUCGUUGCCGCCACGCUGCAGUUUGUGACGACGUUCUUCUUCGUGAUGAACUGGUACGGGGAGAACAAGAACCGUGUAAAUCGUGCCGAGGAUGCCAAAUUCAUGCGCGCGAAACUGCUGGAGGAAAGGAGGGAUUCCAGUAAAAGGCUGCGAGAAGACGACGACACGGCGGUCGCGGAGAUGGGCAACCACUCCAUGCUGGUUCUCUCAGACGAGGUGUGCGCGGGUGUGUCUGGAGAGGAGGAGGACGAGGUACCGCCUCUGCCGACCUGCUGCUGCGGUGUCUUUGAGGUGAACAAGGAGGUGGCGCGACGCAGCUGGAGGAUAGUUCUCUACUGCCUCCUUGUGGCAGCGGGCUCGGUUGUCAUGGCCAUUGUCACUGUUCUUGGCGACAUCUGGAGCCUGCUGUACGCCUGCAUUGCCGUUUCCGUUGCUGUUUGCGUCUUCGGCUUCUUUGCACUCCCGUUGGUGAUCGCCAAGGCGAAUUUGUAUUUGUUCCUCAGCAUGGCGUCGUACAUUCAGCUCCCCGGUGCCCUGGACAGCUUCUACAUGGCCAGGCCUGAUUGCCUGCCCGACGGACCGCACUUCUCGUUCUUCUUCUACAACACGGUCGCAAGCAUCAUUGGAAACAUUGGUGGCAUUGUCGGUAUUCUGCUGUUCAGGUACGUGUUCUCGAAGAAGAGCUACCGCAUCACAUUUGUCGUCACCACGCUUGUGAUGGUUGUGGCCAGCAUCUUUGACCUCAUCAUUGUGGAGCGGUGGAACCGUCCGCGUGUCAGCGAUCACGUGGUGUAUGUGCUUGGUGACCAGGUCGUCUAUCGGGUGUGUUACAUGCUGCACUUCAUGCCGAACAUCAUCCUACUUUCCCGGCUGUGUCCGCGUGGGACGGAGAGCAUGGUGUACGCGUUGCUAGCAGGGUUUUCGAACUUUGGGCAGGCCGUUUCGAACACCGUCGGCUCGCUGUUGAUGGAAUUUAAGUGGCCCGUCGAGACGGAUCCCGCUGUCGGCUGCGACUUCAGCAACGUCAGGUGGCUCUUGAUUGUGGGGCGCCUCCUCUGUCCGCUCGUGUGCAUCCCGCUGGUGUUUCUGCUGAUCCCGGCCGCACGUAUCUGCGACAACAUUGACGUGGAUGGUCGUGUCGUCCGGCCACAGGAGCCACCCGGCGACUGUAAGGUUGAGGGAAGCAGGGAGUCAUUGAGUGCUCAAGAGCCCGUGCUGAAGUGA